CACAACAGUCUGCUCAGAAGCUCGGCUCUCGCGAUACUCCUCGAGGUUUCCGGUGUUGUGAAUGUGUGUCUGCUAAACAUGGCGGUCAGCAUCCGAGGCCGUCCUAUCCGAAGUAUACGGAUGCGAGGUCGGAAUGACAGUGGGGAGGAAAAUGUACCUCUCGAUCUCACAAGAGACCCCUCUGAGAACAUGCGAGAGAUCCUCCAGAAUGUGGCCAAACAGCAAGGAGUCUCGAAUAUGCGCAAACUCGGCCACCUGAACAACUUCAUCAAGCUGCUCUGCAAUGUCGGGCACUCAGAGGAAAAGUUUGGCUUUACCUAUGAAGAAAUUAUCAUAUGCCUCAGGUUGGCGUUGCUCAAUGAGGCUAAGGAGGUGCGGGCGGCUGGUUUGCGUGCUCUCCGCUACCUCAUCCGAGACAGUAAUAUCCUUCAGAAAGUGCUCCGGCUCCAGGUGGAUUACCUGAUUGCCAGGUGCAUUGACAUCCAGCAGAGUAAUGAAGUGGAACGCACACAAGCACUCAGACUGGUGAGAAAGAUGAUCACUGUGAACGCCCUGCUCUUCCCAAGCUCAAUCACAAACUCCCUUAUUGCUGUGGGUAACGAUGGACCGCAGGAGCGGGACCGUAUGGUUCGUGCCUGCAUCGCCAUUAUCUGUGAACUUGCACUGGAGAACCCUGAGAUUGUGGCCAAGAGAGGUGGUCUCAGCACCAUCCUGAAGAAUGUAAUCGACUGUCAGCUCAGUCGUAUCAAUGAGGCUCUGAUGACCACCAUCCUGCACCUGCUCAAUCACCCACAUACACGGAAAUACGUUCGCUCUGACGUGGAACUCGAGCAAAUCCUGGCACCUUACACAGACUUUCACUACAGACACAAUCCAGACACAGCAGAGGGUCAACUCAAAGAAGACAGGGAGGCUCGAUUUCUGGCCAGUAAGAUGUCAAUUGUUGCUUCCCUUCGCUCUUGGUCAGGCAUCAUUAAUCUCUGCAAAUCAGGCAACUCUGGAAUCCAGUCUCUCAUUGGUUUGCUGUGUAUACCAAAUAUGGAAGUGAGGCGAGGUCUUCUGGAGGUGAUGUAUGAUAUAUUCCGACUCCCUGUUCCCCUGGCGACGCAAGAUUUUAUAGAAGCUCUUCUCAGUGUGGACCCCAGUAGGUUUCAGGACAGUUGGAGACUGUCAGAUGGCUUUGUAGCCUCAGAAGCAAAAAUAAUUCUUCCACAUAGGGCACGGUCCAGACCAGAUUUGAUGGAUAACUAUCUCGCCUUGCUACUUUGUGCAUUCAUUCACAGUGGACUUUUAGAGGGCCUGGUUGAAGUGAUCACUAGCAGUGAUGAUAGUGUUUCAGUGUGUGCAACCAUCCUUUUAGGAGAACUCCUGCAUAUGGCCAACACCAUUCUUCCCCACUCCCACAGUCACCACCUGCACUGCCUGCCCACUCUUAUGAGCAUGGCUGCUUCUUUUGACAUUCCUCAGGAGAAAAGACUACGGGCAAGUGCUGCAGUUAAUUACUUGAAGCGGUUUCAUGAGAAGAAGAAACGAGGCCCCAAACCCAAUAGUCUUUACUUGGACCACAUUAUUCGCAAAUCGCUGGCUGCUCAUUACUGUCGGGACCAGCACCUUAGGCCCCAGAGGGACAUUUUUGCCAUUAAGGACACUGAGGAGGCCCUGAUGAUGAACCUCAGAGACAGUCAGAUUCUCAGUCAUAAACAGAAUUUGGAAUGGAAAUGGGUCCUAAUCAGUACCAUACUCAAGUGGCCAAAUGCCAACCUUCGGAACAACAAAGAGGAACAGAUGCACAAGUUUGUACGAAGGCUGCUGUUCUUCUACAAGCCUAGCAGCAAGCUGUAUGCUAGCCUGGAGCUGGACCACAGCAAGGCCAGGCAAUUAACGGUGGUGGGCUGUCAGUUCAUUGAGUUUUUGCUGGAGUCAGAUGAGGAUGGCCAAGGGUAUCUUGAGGACCUGGUGAAGGACAUUGUCCAGUGGCUGUCCUCAUCCUCUGGCCUGAAACCAGACCGUAGUCUGCAGAGCAACGGCCUCCUCACCACUCUCAGCCAGCACUACUUCCUCUUCCUCGGCACUCUCUCUGCCCACCCGCAGGGUGUUAAGAUGCUUGAGAAGUGCAGCGUCUUCCAGUGCCUGCUGAACCUGUGCUCCUUGAAGAACCAGGACCAUCUUCUGAAGCUGAUUGUUUCCACACUGGACUACAGCCGGGAUGGCUUAGCACGAGUCAUCCUCUCCAAAAUCCUCACUGCUGCCACUGACAACUGCAGGCUGUACGCCACCAAGCAUCUGCGGGUCCUGCUUCGAGCUAACGUGGAGUUCUUCAGCAACUGGGGUAUUGAACUGCUGGUGACUCAGCUACACGAUCGCAACAAGGCUGUCUCGGUGGAGGCUUUGGACAUACUGGAUGAGGCCUGUGAAGACAAGGCAAACCUACACGCCCUGAUUCAGAUGAAGCCAGCGCUAACUCACCUUGGAGACAAGGGUGUGCUGUUGCUGCUACGGUUUUUGUCCAUUCCAAAGGGGUUCUCCUAUCUAAAUGAAAGGGGAUAUGUCACUAAACAACUAGAAAAAUGGCAGAAGGAAUACAACCUAAAGUAUGUGGACCUCAUAGAGGAGCAGCUAAAUGAAGCACUCACUACUUACCGUAAACCAGUGGAUGGAGAUAAUUAUGUGCGACGGAGCAACCAAAGGUUACAAAGACCAAAUGUUUUUCUUCCUGUGCAUUUGUAUGGGCAACUUGUACAUGAUAAGACAGGCUGUCAUUUGCUGGAAGCUCAGAAUGUAGUUUCAGACAUGAGCUACACAGUGCGCUGCCCAGUGCUGGACAAAUGGGAUGGCAUCAAACAGCUUAAAGCUGCUCUUUGGGCCCUGGGAAACAUUGGCACAUCUAACUGGGGACUGAAUCUUCUACAGGAAGAGAAUGUAAUUCCAGAUAUCAUCGCUCUUGCUCAUGACUGUGAGGUUCUGUCUAUUAGAGGGACAUGUCUUUAUGUUCUGGGAAUCAUUUCUAAAACUAAGCAGGGAUGUGAGCUUCUCAAAAUGCAUGGUUGGGAUGCAGUUAGGCACAAUCGCAGACAGCUGUGGCCUGUGGUGCCGGAUGAGGUGGAACAGAGCCAGAACCUACAGCAGCAGCAGCAGCAACAACAACAACAGCAGCAACCCCUCAUCCACCUGUCCUCAGCACCCAGCACCCUCAGCCUGAACUCUGAGUCCACCAGCUCUAGACAUAACAGCGAGAGUGACUCCACUCAGCCUAGCAUGUACAUCCUGGGUGAUGACAAGUUAGAAAGCUCUGAACUUUCAGAGGACCAGCCACUGUACCUCAGGCCCAAACUCCUAAAGGACCGCAGCCCCUUCACCAUACUAGCCUCCAGUCGACUUGUCCGAAACCGCUUCCUCAUCUCCCUCUCUGGAAAAAAACUCCGUAGUACCAGUGACCCCAAAGGCACUGGUAGCAGCAGUAAACUCCAUGGUGAGCCCACGUUAGGUGGCCUAAGGAGGAUACGUACAGUUACAGAGCCCUCUAUAUUUUCUCAAAUACAGGGAGAUGUCUUUAGUCCUGUAUUUACUGACGGACAUCUGCCGAAAAGCCCAAGCGUUAGUCUGGAUACCUCUUUUGUAGAAAGCAAGACUUCUGAAACUCAGGGCAGCACAUCUAGUAUUGGGGAGCCGGAGGUACAUCUGAACAAAGCUGCAGAACGGAGUUCAGGAGUUGGAGAUGCCCACCGAGAGCAGACCAGUCGAGAAAGGCUGGCCGGCGAUGGCUCAACCUCUGGGGGCGGGGCUCAGUUUAAAAGUCGCAGCCAGAGUUUCAACACGGACACAACCACUAGUGGUAUCAGCUCCAUGAGCUCCAGCCCAUCCAGAGAGACGGUGGGUGGCGUGGACUCUUCCACCAUCGACGCGGACUGCGUUAGCCUCAAUACUGUCAUUAGCACUCAAACUGUCAAAACACUUCACUCUCUCACGCCCCAGUCUAACCACCUUCCCCUGUCCAAAUCUAACUCAGUACUGCUGAUGCCACCAGGUUCUUCUCAUACUUUGCCACGCAGGGCUCAGUCCCUUAAAUCACCUUCUGUCACGACCAUUUCAAGCCUGACAGACUGUAGCUUCAUGUACACCAGCCCUCGGGAUGCACUGGGAUACGCUACCCUCAAACGACUACAGCAGCAGCGCAUUCAACCCUCCCUUUCUCAUAGCGAGGCGCUUGCCUCGCCUGCCAAAGAUGUGCUCUUCACCGAUGCCAUCACUAUGAAAACUGGCAGCCUGGACUCCAGACUCACACCACGCAGGUAUACUAAAAAGCGCUUCAGAUGUCUGGGCCAAGGUUCAAGCAGGCCCCAUCGCAGAUCUCUGCUGCCACGGUUUCUCAAGGCUUUGAGUUUUGCAUCUCUGGAUAAGGAGGAUCUUCUGAGCCCUAUCAGUCAAACCUCCCUUCAGCGCUCCUCCUCAGUGCGUUCAAUGGUGUCCAGUGCCACAUAUGGCAACUCUGAUGACUACAUUGGCCUUGCACUGCCAAUAAACAUCAACAGCAUGUUCCAGAUUAAAGACAUACCCUACUUCCAGAAGAGGACAAGUCCACCGUCAGAGGACCGAUCAGCAAAGUUCUUCUCGGGAGAUGCAGAUGGUUCCAGUGAAGGAUCUAGGCAUUCUGUUCUGCGAUCUCAGCUUAGUAUCACAGAGCUGAUUGCGGUGAGCCGUUCAGACCAACACCAGCUGCUGGGUACAGAGGAGACCGGCCUGCAGGAGCACAACGAGGAGAACUGUCUUUACUGUGCAGGUCUCUACGUGCUUGGGUGCAAUUUAAACACUCCCACACAAAACCGCACAGACUAUCCAAAUGCUCCAUUCUCGGAAUGGUGCAAUCAGUCCUUACACAACCUGGAUGUCAUGCCUCAGUCUAAGUACUCAGGAGUGUCUGGCUGCAGCGAUGCUGUCUCUCAGGGCUCUGGUGGCAGCACACGCAGCACUGAGCUUGUUCUUGGGGUGAAAAAUAUUCCAGAGGAUGCUCCAGCCUGCCGUGUUCUUCUGAGGAAGGAGGUGCUUCGGCUGGUCAUCAACCUGAGCUCCUCAGUGGGGACCAAAGGGAAUGAAACCGGACUCCUCACAAUCAAGGAAAAGUUUCCUUAUGCGUUUGAUGACAUCUGCCUGUAUUCCGAAGUUUCAUACUUGUUGGCCCAUUGCAUGUUCAGACUGGCUUCACGACGCUUCAUUCAGGAGCUCUUUCAAGACGUUCAGUUCAUUCCGAUGUACGAGGAGGCUGAGAGCAUUCUGUCAAUGCCCAAGAAGUCUACCACAGUAGAUCUUCCAUCAGAACCGUGAUCCUCUAAGUGUUUUUCACACUAUUUUCUUCCCCGGUGCAGCAAGUAUGGGACUCUUUCUUGGCCUGACCAUGUGACUAAGGUGAAUGCGCAAUAAGAGACUAGGGCUAUGGAACAGACAUACUGUAGGUGGACUGAGAGAGCGUCACUGGGAACAUUUCCACAGAAAGAGAAAAAGUGGUACGUUAAGAGAACAAACUAUUUUUACCUGAACAAAUAUACUCUACUCAAAAGCUCUGUUGACACCUACGCAGUAACCAAAUAAUCCUUGUAAACUGAACGGAAAGUGAAACAUGCAAAUAUUUGAUCUGUGAGUCAAUACGAAUUGUAUUUCAAAUGCAAGCAAGACUGUCUAGGGAGAUUAUUAACUUCCAUUUUUUUGAUUGCACGUAACGAAUGCAUUUUUUCCUUGAGUGGAUCCCUCAACACUACAACAUUCCAGCUGUUUUCUUUGGAUUUCUCUAUUACUCAUUUUGGUUGUUUAAAAUACGAAAUGGCUUUCGCAACCAGGCCGACCAAACACUCUUAGUCCUGGUGUGACUAUUGUGCGAUUGCUUUGUAAGACAAUCAUCAAGUAAUAAUAAUAGUCAGCAACUGCCAGUUUUUUUUAUUUCCCUUUUGUACCUGUCUUAUAAAAGGGUGCUUUCUGCUUAUAGAUUUUUAUCUUGACGUAGCACAUAGCAAUCCCUGAGUACAUGUAUGUACAUGUAUUUGAUGGUGUUGUUACACAAUAAUGCAACCAAGACUGUAUUGUAUUAAUGUGUAACUUUGUUAACUGACUUAUGAAACGUCAUCCAAAAAAAUCUGACAUUUGAAUCAGUAAGAUAUUUAUUUAUUUAUUCACUUAUUUAUUGUUUGGUCCAAGCAGCUCCUCUGUCCCUUUCAUUUUGUUUUAGCCUAUUAGCUAAGAUAAAACUGACUGUGUAUUAUUUAUUUCUGACAGUCAGUGUACGUGUAGACACCAGGAUUCAGAAGAGGAAGUGAAAGUGCAUUUCACCACUACCAGUUUUACUCUUCUCUGUUUAAGUAAUUCUAGAGAUUUUAACUUAUCCAUACAAAGUUUUCUCAUAUUUCACAAUAUUUGUAUAUGAGAACACCUUUUGUACUAUCCUCUCUUCUUUCGGGUUGCUAAUAAUGCUUUUUUUUUUUUUUUUUUUUACCUGAAUGUGGUCAGAAGAUUUUGAACGGGCAAAAAACAUAUUGGGUUAAAAAGUAAAAACUAAAAGUUAAACUGACAAGACAUGAUUAGGAAUGAUCCUUAAUAUAUGACAUGUUCUGCUUAAAUUCAACUGACCGUCAUCCAUAAACUACUACGCUUUAUCGUUGUCAAUAUUUAUAACAGCAAUUCUCAGUAUUUCACAUACACAUUAAGGUUUAAUAAGAUUUUGAAAUGUCUUCAGGGUCAGGAGGAAUCUAGUUUAACAUUGCAUUAAAAAAAAAAUUGCCAAAAAUGGUUAGAUCCCACUUUGUAAGUGUAAAUUUGAGGUUCAUUUGAAUUAUUUCUAUGCAAUGUGCCUGUUAAUUCUGUAUGCACAAAUUACUUGUUAUUGAAGAUAAGAUGAUCGCUUCAAUUUCUUGGCUGGACCAUUUAUAUUAUUUAGGCAGCUUUAAUUAUUUUGCCUUAUUUGUAUUAGCUUUAACCCUAACUUUUAGAAUUAAUGAAUUUGCCCUUUUUUCUUGUUUUAUUUAUUAUAGGAACUAAUAAAUCUGCCUUUGCCUGCCUUGGCUUUUGAAUUAAGCAUCAGGUUUCAACUUCCAUUAUUUUUUCUAUUGUAAAAACUGAGUCUGAUAUGGCCAGCAAUAAUACUAGUUGUUGUUACAGUAUUUCCUUUUAGGCCUCUGGGGAAAUUUUUUGUGCAUGUGCAAAAUGUGCAUGUGCAUUCUAACCCCUAUCUGCAGUAUAAUGGAUAGGAAAAAAGAAAUAUGGAAACUGUACAAGAGCAACAGAUUAUGUUUGGGAUGGUACAUAUGAUGCAGUCUUUUUUAUUAUAUGCUGGCUGGACAUUAAAGAAUAAUUAAGCCACUUAUAAUUAAAAUAUACUUUUUGAACAAAAUAAAUCUGGAAUCUGCCCCUAAUUUUUUCAGAAGUGUUCUUGAAUAAAUAAUUUCCACAAUGUCAUUAGUGUGGUGAAAAUAUCCCAGAAUGCCAGAUGGUUGGGUUGUUUUAUUAUUUUCUUGCUUCUAUUUUUCACUAGGGGUUAUGUGCAACCCAUGACCGGAAGCCAUUGUCAGAUUGUUUUAAGAUAAUUUUUUGAAAUGAUAAAAAAUGUCUUGAUGUUUUUAAAAAUGAUAAUGAGCGCCAAUGAUUGCAGAGUUUGUUGUAUUUGUGGAACAAGUUCCAAGUAUUUUAAAGGGGUUGUUUUCUCCAUCACCAUUAAUGCUAAGAGUGAAAAGGAAAUGCAUAUAUUUAAAAUGUACAUUUGUUCAUUAUUCAACAAACUAACUGCACCUUUCAGUGAUUUUUUUUUUCUUUUCUUUUAAGUGCACUCAUGAUUUUGCAGAGCACUGUAUGAAAUGUAAGCACCAUUUAAUAAUGAAAUUGCAGAGACUGAUGCAAGAAGUGUUAUUUAUUUUUUUUUUCCUGAAGGGAAAAAGCUUCUUAAACUGUUGUAAAUACUUAAAAUGUUUCUUUAAUUGUAUAAGUUAAUGUGUUUUGGGGGGCAUUAGCUAUGGGCCUUGAGAAUGAAAAGGAUGUGUGAUAAAAUAAAAUAAACCUCAAUUUCCUUGA
Messenger RNA from Cyprinus carpio (common carp), 8046 nucleotides. RefSeq names its product RPTOR independent companion of MTOR, complex 2b. Gene Ontology annotation, biological process: TORC2 signaling; positive regulation of phosphatidylinositol 3-kinase/protein kinase B signal transduction. Lineage: Eukaryota; Metazoa; Chordata; Actinopteri; Cypriniformes; Cyprinidae. Gene Ontology annotation, cellular component: TORC2 complex. Gene Ontology annotation, molecular function: protein serine/threonine kinase activator activity. The record is from RefSeq and is a predicted model, not a curated record.